GGGUAGAUGUUUUCCUUUGCUCACUUUUGUCACAGUGAUGACUGUGUAGACAAAAAGUUAAUCUGUUGUUUUGGUAUUUUGUUGGUCUUGAUGUUGCUGAGUGUGACUGAAUAUGUAUGAAUGUAGAAGGGUAACUCCUAAACUUAUGUUACUUAACUUUUAUUUUUAUCUUGUCUAUCUUUAAUAAAUCCAUUCAGGACUUCAAAGAGCUACUGAUCUUACUGCCUUAAUGUUCCACUUGGUGUAUCUUAAAUUAUUAAGAGAUUUGAAUGGAUAAGGACACACCUCUAUCUCAAACAGCAUCUUCUGAUGUUUCCUUGACGUUGAGAUUAGGUUUUAAUCUUUUUUAUUUUUUUUCUCCCGUUUGCUUGCAACAGUGGCAUUUGAGCUCCUACUUUGAUUCAAUAAUUGAAGCUGAGUUGAAAACUCACUUUGAGGCCAGGGAGUGUAAAUGCUUGUCUUUUGUCUAACUGCGAGACAUCAAUGAUCUGGAAUGCUUAUUCUGUUGCCCUGGAGAUGAUGCUGCUGCCUUAAAUGUUGGAAAGAAGAUUAAUGGUGUGGGCAGUAUGGACCUAAUGAACGGACAGUCAAGCAGUGUUAAUGUUGUGGCUACUGCUUCAGAGAAGAGUAGCAGCUCUGAAUCCCUAAGUGACAAAGGCUCAGCUGAACUGAAGAAGAGCUUUGAUGCUGUGGUAUUUGAUGUUCUCAAGGUUACACCAGAAGAAUAUGCAGGUCAGAUAACACUAAUGGAUGUCCCUGUAUUUAAAGCAAUUCAGCCAGAGGAAUUGGCAAGUUGUGGGUGGAACAAAAAAGAGAAAUACAGUUCUGCACCAAAUGCAGUUGCUUUCACCAGAAGAUUUAAUCAUGUAAGCUUCUGGGUUGUUAGAGAGAUUCUCCAUGCACAAACUUUAAAAAUAAGAGCUGAAGUUUUGAGCCACUACAUUAAAACAGCUAAGAAACUGUACGAGCUGAAUAACCUGCAUGCUCUUAUGGCAGUUGUGUCCGGCCUACAGAGUGCUCCAAUCUUCAGGCUGACUAAAACGUGGGCGUUACUGAGUCGGAAGGAUAAAGCUACAUUCGAGAAGCUGGAGUAUGUUAUGAGUAAAGAAGAUAAUUAUAAAAGGCUUAGAGACUAUAUCAGCAGCUUGAAGAUGACUCCAUGUAUUCCUUAUUUAGGUAUUUAUCUCUCAGACUUGACAUAUAUUGAUUCUGCAUACCCAUCAACCGGAAGCAUUCUAGAAAGUGAGCAAAGAACAAAUUUAAUGAAUAACAUACUUCGAAUUAUCUCAGAUUUGCAACAGUCCUGUGAAUAUGAUAUUCCUCUGUUGCCUCAUGUCCAAAAGUAUCUGAACUCAGUUCAGUACAUAGAAGAGCUGCAGAAGUUUGUAGAAGAUGACAAUUACAAGCUUUCCUUAAAGAUAGAACCAGGGACCAGCACCCCACAUUCUGCUGCUUCCAGAGAAGAUUUAGUAGGCCCUGAAGUCGGAGCCUCUCCACAAAGCGGACGGAAAAAUGUUGCAGCUGAAGCAGCCUUGUUGCCACCAACACCCCCAUCACCCAGGAACUUGAUACCCCAUGGGCAUAGGAAGUGUCAUAGUCUGGGAUACAAUUUCAUACACAAAAUGAAUACGGCCGAAUUUAAAAGUGCAACAUUCCCCAAUGCAGGACCAAGGCACCUACUGGAUGACAGUGUCAUGGAACCUCAUGCCCCUUCCAGAGGGCAGGCCGAAAGCUCCACCCUCUCCAGUGGGAUUUCAAUAGGUAGCAGUGAUGGUUCGGAACUUAGUGAAGAGACAUCCUGGCCAGCAUUUGAAAGGAACAGGUUGUACCAUUCUCUCGGUCCGGGGACAAGAGUGGCACGAAAUGGCUAUCGCGGCCACAUGAAGGCCAGCAGCUCUCUAGAAUCUGAAGAUCUGGCUGUUCAUUUGUAUCCAGGAGCAGUUACUAUUCAAGGUGUUCUCAGGAGGAAAACUUUGUUGAAAGAAGGCAAAAAACCUACUGUAGCAUCUUGGACAAAAUACUGGGCAGCACUGUGUGGAACUCAGCUCUUCUACUAUGCUGCAAAGUCUCUGAAGGCUACAGAAAGAAAACAUUUCAAAUCCACGCCGAGUAAGAAUGUGUCGGUCGUCGGCUGGAUGGUGAUGAUGGCAGACGACCCCGAGCAUCCAGAUCUCUUUUUGUUGACGGAUUCUGAGAAGGGAAAUUCAUAUAAGUUUCAAGCUGGAAACAGAAUGAACGCGAUGCUGUGGUUUAAACACCUGAGUGCUGCCUGCCAAAGCAACAGACAACAGGUUCCUGCCAACUUGAUGACUUUUGAAUAAUGGGCUAAUUCAAAGCAAAAGAGAACAAUUUGAACCACCUCAUGUUUGAGAAUGAGGCCCUGAUGAAAGAUGUGCCAGCUGUAUCUGUGCCAGAACAGAGCCUGUCAACUGGAUCUCUGAACUCUGGAGCCCUGAACAAACCACUAAUGGCUGAGGAAUAAGUCCCCUGUGGGAAAAGAAAAAACAAAAAUGGAGUUGCAACAUGCAUUGCCAUGGACCAUGCUUCAUAACGUUCUCUGAACUGACCUGUGGAAACCACUGCCUUAAAGAGUGAAAGGAGAACCAACGAGAAACACCAAAUAGUGUGUGUGAAACUUCUGGCGGUGCUGUGCUUGAGUUCAAUAGAUUGUAGCUAGUUUGAGUUUCUUUUAACUUUAUACUAAUUUUGGAAAUAACUCACCUUUUUAGGUAUUCUUAAGCAAACAGACUGAUACUGAAGGGUGGCCUCAAAAGCUGGGUUUGAGCCAGGUAGAGGAGGUUCUUCGUGUUCUGGAGGUGCUGGUUCCGCCCUGGGGGCUCUCUUGGGCCUCCCCGGGCGCGCGCAGCCUGGAGCAGCAUCCGCUUCGCUCCGCCCUGCGGGUGGGAGUUGGGACAAGCGCGGGUUUCCCGGAGCUGCAAGCCUGCCGACCUGCAGACUGGGCGGCCGCUGAGCACUUAGACACCAGAUUACUCUUGUUGGUACGUUGUUCCCCAGUUCCUGGUUGAAACACAGCUCACGUGUUUUGGGUGGCUGGUGUGCGUGAGAGAGACCCGUGAAAGCAAUGUUGGGUCAGAACCGAGUGUUUCCCUCCCUUUUUAUUUCUAUGCCCUUCACACUUCUGCACAUGAAGGUUUCGUGACCUUGCUAAAGCUCACCGAGGUAUUUUACUUCUCUGGGUAUCUUAAUUACCAGCUAGGGAACACUGUCAGUGUAAGAUGUUUCAUAAUAUCACUUAAAAGACAUACAUUUGAAAAUGACAGAGGCACGAUUUCAAGCAUUCAUCCUCUCCUUUUGCGAUUGCUGAUUUUUUAUUAUCUGUCUUGGUCAAAGUAUAUGAAAUGGUGCGUUAUUGAUAACAUGGCCUAAAGCAGACCUUAUGUACAGAAGCUGUGUUGAUCUUCAGGAAAGUACCUAAUUGAACAUGCAUUAACUUAAGGAAAGAAAAGGUUUAGGACUAUCAAAAUUCCUUUCUUGAGAGAAAUAAUUCCGAAGUCACUGAAAUUACUCUCCAGGAAGAACACUGGGAUUGUAAAAAGGGAGCCAUGCUUUUACCUGUGUGUGUUAUGCCUGAGAAUUUGGUCCUUGCUUUAUUUGCGUUUCCUUGAAGUCAGGUGGAAUUUCUUAGGUGGUUAGUCCUUAUUUAAUCUUCAGAAAUAUGAUUGUUUUAAAGCGAGGAAACAUUGUCCAAAAUAUGAAUUUUAUAUCAGAACUUCUAGUCUGUGAAAAAGUAGUAAAUGUUCCAUUGACCUCGUGGAUUAGUGGCCGUAAAUAAGCUUGCAGACUCCUCCAUGAUGCUGCUUUCUGAACAGAAACAAACUAUCUACCAGUCUGUGGCAGAGUUCUCUGACGGUGUAAUAAAGGUUUCUA
Messenger RNA from Nothoprocta perdicaria, 3888 nucleotides. RefSeq names its product Ral GEF with PH domain and SH3 binding motif 2 (gene RALGPS2). Gene Ontology annotation, molecular function: guanyl-nucleotide exchange factor activity. The record is from RefSeq and is a predicted model, not a curated record. Bases 567 to 2321 code for a protein of 584 amino acids. Gene Ontology annotation, cellular component: plasma membrane. The transcript has 20 exons. NCBI's taxonomy places the organism in Eukaryota, Metazoa, Chordata, Aves, Tinamiformes, Tinamidae. Gene Ontology annotation, biological process: positive regulation of GTPase activity; Ras protein signal transduction.